UCAUGUUGACAUGUUAUGAGAUUGUUAGUAGAAAGAAGAAAUGGAUACAAAAACCAACCCAAAGAGAUUCUUUAUAUAAACCCUACUUGCUUCACCCUCUCACAACAACUUGUUAUGUUCUGGGUUUUUUUUCACUUUCUCUAAAACUUCUUUUUAGUGUUAUUGUUUUCUAAGCCAUUUUUUUAUAAUCAAGAACUGGCUAACACAAAGGAUAACAUUCUGGAGGAAACCAACAAGAACCAACAAGUGGUUCUCGUCCUCUAUGAGGCCAUAAACACUCGAGACGUCCAAACCGUUCAUCAAAUCCUUGCUCCUGACCUAGAAUGGUGGUUCCAUGGUCCUCCAGCCCACCAGUUUAUGAUGCGCCUCCUCACCGGAGCUUCAUCGGACCAAACUUUCCUUUUCGACUUUGACCCUCUUUCGGUCACCACUUUUGGGUCCACCGUCAUCGUUGAAGGCUGUGAUCAUAAACGUUCAAUCUCUUGGGUUCAUGCUUGGACUGUCAGUACUGAUGGGAUAAUAACACAAGUGAGAGAGUAUUUCAAUACUUCUCUCACUGUUACUCGUCUUGUGAGCUCUAGCCAAACACCACCAUCCAACUACAGCUCAUCAUCGUCAUCAUCAUCACCGUCGCCAUCCUCUGGUUCUUCAUCAACGGCUGAGAUUACUCCUGUGCAUUGCUUUUCCGUUUGGGAGAGCAGCUUUUCCAAUAGAGUUGGGAAGUCCGUGCCGGGCCUUGUCCUGGCAAUUUAGUCAUUUCCUUAUCCCUUUCUAUGAUCAGGUGCAGCCGAAUGUAGGACAAUAUAAAAUAAAUAAAAAGAACUUGUUAUGAUCAGUUAUGAUAAUAGUAUAAAUGAUAAUAUUUGAGGUUAAAUUAGCUAAAAAUGUGGUUUUUAAAAAAUAUUUGAGUGAAUAAAUCGAUUUCUGGUAUAUUUAUCAAAA
This is a messenger RNA of Gossypium arboreum, 942 nucleotides long. Its product is annotated as wound-induced protein 1-like. Bases 358 to 753 code for a protein of 131 amino acids. The transcript has a single exon. NCBI's taxonomy places the organism in Eukaryota, Viridiplantae, Streptophyta, Magnoliopsida, Malvales, Malvaceae. The record is from RefSeq and is a predicted model, not a curated record.